AUGAGAAACUAAGUUGACAUGAAUGAAAAUCUACCUUUUACUUACAGAUUAUAUGCUAAGUCUUUUAGUUUAUUAUAAUACUAUGUGAGGUGGAAUAUGAUAAAGUGGUGUAAGAAAUUGUAGAAUUAAGGUUUGAAUUGUUAUAAGUUGUUUGAGUGAGAAAAUUAUUAUAAGGGAUAGAGAGAGUGAUUGAGUGAGUUAUGCUAUACUACAUAUUAUGAUGAUGAAUAAUAAGACAUCAUCUGUUGCUGACCGUUUUACUGAAACUCUGUUUUCUUGGUCUCUUGAAGAUGUUUUCGAUGAAGAGCUUUUCAUCAACAAGAUUGAAAAGAUUCCCAACUCAUUUCGAUCAGUUGACCAUUAUUUGGGGUCUUAUGUUAAUCCUUUAUUGGAAGAAACAAGAGCUGAAUUGCACUCAAGCAUGGAAGUUCUAUAUGGAGCGCCUUUCACUGAAGUAAACGAUUUCCAAGAAGAAGUUAAUCCAUAUGGUAACAAGAACUAUAUAGUUCAAGUUAGUGAUUGGAGAAACAAACACAGUAAAAAUGGCAAGGAGCCUUACAAAGCUUUGCCUGGAGAUUUUUUUGUUUUGGCAAAUGUUAAGCCAAAAACUGUCUGUGAUCUCCAAAUGGUAGACAGAUCAUGGGCUUUUCUAUCACUCAUUAAUCUCAUUGGGAAUGGCGGUAAGACAUUCAUAGUGAAGGCAUCAAAAGAGCUCACAUAUUACUUUCAGAAGCCAUUGUUCAUCAUUUUCUUGGCAAAUUUAACCCCUCUCAGGAGAAUAUGGGAAGCAUUGCACAUGUCAACCAAUCUGGGGUUUCUAAAUAAAGUUAUAUGCAUUGAUUAUUCAGAGGCCAAGAGUAAGAAGAGGUGGUGUGAUGUUUGUUCCAAAAUCAGUAAUGGACUAUGGGGUGACAGAUUGGUUAAGAAGUUACCUUUUCAACUGAAUGAGUCUCAGACCAAAGCACUUGUUUCUUGUCUUCAUAUGAUGGACUGUGGGACAAAAUCUUCUUUGGAACUUAUAUGGGGUCCCCCGGGGACAGGGAAAACUAAAACUACCAGUGCUCUUCUUGUCGAGCUAUUGGGAAUGAACUAUACAACUCUUGUUUGUGCUCCCACGAAUAUUGCAAUUACUAAGGUGGCUUCUGGUGUUCUGAAGAUGGUGUUAGUAGAUACAUAUGGUACUGAUGGUUUGUUCUAUUCAUUGGGAAAUAUUCUUCUUUUCGGUACUAAGGAGAGGCUGAACAUUGACUCAGAUCUUCAAAUUAUAUAUCUGGAUGAUCGAGUUGAGAAGCUUGAAAAGUGCUUCGGUUUAGGUGGUUGGAGAUUUUGCUUGACUUCUAUGAUAGAUCUUCUUGAAAAUUCUGAUCUCUGUUACCAUGAUAUGCUGGAAAUGAGUGAGUCAAGCAUGGAGAAAGAAGAAAAGAGACACAUAAUAAAAGUAAAUGGUUGUGAAGUUGUGAAGAAAAACGUUCCAACAUUUCUUGGGUAUGUGAGAGAAGAAUUUAACAUGAAAUUUUCAGAACUUAAGGAGUACUUGUCUAUCAUCUGUACACAUACAACGAAAAGUUACAUUUCGGAAAAACUAUUUGAAGAUAUGGUCUCCCUUAUUAGCUCACUCGUUUCUUUUCAAUCGUUACUAUGCCAAGAGAAUAUGGUUUCUGAAGUAGUGGAGAUGAUAUUUUCUUCUGAAUAUAUUUUUCAUUCAUGUGUUGAUGAUAUCUCCUUGAGUCCCAAUAUGAAAAGAAAGGAAUGUGUUUCAAGUAUGAGAUCUCUUCUUUAUUCCCUUGACAUGCUUGACUAUUCUUGGUUUAAGAACCAGAAAACAAUUACACAAUUUUGUUGGGAAAAUGCUUCACUAAUUCUCUGUACUGUAUCGAGUUCUUACAAGCUACUUAGAUUGAAAAUUAGGCCAAGAAUUUUGGUUAUUGAUGAAGCUGCUCAACUGAAGGAGUGUGAAUCAAUCAUACCUCUUCAACUUCCAGGAGUAGAGCAUGCUAUUCUUGUUGGUGAUGAAUGGCAAUUACCAGCAACUGUCAAAAGCAAAGUUUCAGAGGAAGCUAGCUUCGGAAGAAGUUUGUUUGAAAGGCUGAGUUCAGAAAAUCAUCCAAGGCACCUCCUAAGUAUGCAAUACAGGAUGCAUCCAUCUAUAAGCUCUUUCCCAAAUUCUCUAUUCUAUCGUAGCCAAAUACUUGAUGCUGCUAUUGUUAAGAUGAAAAGCUAUGAAAGGAGUUAUCUUCCAGGUCCAAUGUUUGGUCCAUAUUCUUUUAUAAAUAUAAUUGGUGGAAGAGAGCAUAAGGAUGAUGAUGAGCGUAGUCGAAAAAAUUUGGUUGAGGUAGCUGUUAUCAUGAGAAUACUACAAAAAUUGUACCAAGCCUGGGUUGAGUCAAAAUAUGAGCUUAGUGUUGGUAUUGUGUCUCCAUAUGCUGCUCAAGUGGUUGAAAUUCAAACCCAACUUAGGUUUAGGUACAAUGAAAAGAAUGGCUUUCAAGUAAAGGUGAAGACAAUUGAUGGCUUUCAGGGUGGGGAAGAGGACAUAAUAAUAAUGUCUACUGUACGCUGCAGUGGUUCUCAUCAUUCACUGGAUUUCAUAUCCAAACCACAAAGAAUUAAUGUUGCUCUAACAAGGGCUAGGCACUGCCUCUGGAUAUUGGGUGAGGAAAGAACUCUGGUUAAGAGUCUUACUGUUUGGACACCUAUUGUCAUUGAUGCAAAAAAUAGAAAAUGCUUCUUUAAUGCUGACAGAGAUGAUGAUUUGGCCAAGGCUAUAACAGAGGUCAAGAAAGAGUCCGGUCAAUUUGAUGAUAUGAUCCAUAAUGAUGGUAUACUUUUCAAGCGUUCAAAGUGGAAGGUUUUUUUCAGUGAAAACUUUCUAAAGUCGUUCAAAAACCUUGAAGUAGUUGAAGCAAGGAAACAAGUUAUUAAACUUUUACUUAAGCUUUCUGAUGGCUGGAGACCAAGGGGGCCUAGCGUCUCAGUCUGUGAAAACUCUUUGCAGAUUAUGAGUUAUAAGGUUGAAGGUUUUUAUGUUGUCAGUACUGUUGACAUAGCAAAAGAGCAUUCAGAAUAUAUACAAGUUUUGAAGAUCUGGGAUUUGUUGCCUUAUCAAGAAAUUCCAAGGUUAAAAAACCAGCUUGAUAUUGUUUUUGACAAGUACACAGAAGAAUUCAUCAACAAUUGCAAUGAAAGGUGCUUGGAAGGAAAAUUGGAAAUCCCAAAGAGUUGGCCGCUCUCUUCGAACAUUGGUUGGUUUGAGGAUCUCCAUAUGAUGCCAAUGAAAUUCUACUCCCUAUCAAAUUGUGUAGUGAAUCACAUGCUAUCUGAUCGAGAUGGUAGAGAACUGGAUCUCCCUUUUGAAGUACCAGACCAAGAAAGAGAGACCAUCCUUUUCCCUACAAGUACAUUUGUAUUGGGAAGGUCAGGUACUGGGAAAACUACUGUUUUAUCCAUGAAGUUGUUCCAAAAAGAAUAUAUGCAUCGCCUGAAAAUGGAAGGACUCUAUGGAGCCAAGAGAAAUGGGAUUGGAACUGUUGAUACAAAGAAUGUUGUUUUACGCCAGCUUUUUGUGACAGCAACUCAUAAGCUUUGUGAUAAUGUCAAGCAAUACAUUUCAUACUGGAGAAGUGGUAGUCAUUCAGUUGAAAGCGGUCUGAUUCAUGAAAAUAAUAAUGAUAAUGAAGAUUCAAGAUUCAACAACAUCCCAGACUCCUUUCACGACAUUCCCCCUAAUUCGUAUCCUCUUGCCAUAACAUUCCAUAAGUUCUUGAUGAUGCUUGACGGAACACUGAAAACAUCUUAUUUCCAAAGAUUCCUUGGUAUCGAUGAAGUUUCUCAAAGUCAAAUACCCAAUUCAAGAUCACAUAUAUACUAUUCCUUCUUAAGCACCAAAGAAGUUGAUUAUACGAGAUUUUGUUCACAAUACUGGCCUUGUUUUGAUUCCCAAAUAACGAAAAAUCUCAACCCUUCUUGUGUCUUUACUCAGAUAGUUUCUCAAAUCAAAGGCAGCCCACAAGCCCUGGAAACAAAAUAUGGUAAACUCACAAGGAAGAGAUAUGUUAGGUUGUCAAAGGGGUGUGGAUCUAGUCGUUUAAGGAGGAAAGAAAGAGAGAUUAUAUAUGAUAUAUUCCAGGUAUAUGAAAAACUCAAGUUGGAAAGUGGUGAAUUUGAUAUGGCUGACUUUGUAAAUGAUCUUCAUUUUCGACUCAGACAAGAAGGAUAUGGUGGUGAUCAAAUGAAUUUUGUCUAUGUAGAUGAUGUGCAAGAUCUCACAGUGAGUCAAGUUGCUUUGUUUAAGUAUGUAUGCAGUAACUUGGAAGAGGGUUUUGUUUUUUCUGGAGAUGUUGUAAGACCAAAUGCUGGGGGCAUUGAUUGUAGGAUUCAAGAUCUACGUUCUAUUUUUUAUAACAAGUUUGUUUUGAAUCCCAUGAUGAACAUGAAAGGAAAAGUGGGACAUAUCACCAAUAUGUUCAGUUUGAGUCAAAACUUUCGUAGCCAUGCUCGCAUUCUAAAACUAUCACAAAGUAUUAUUGAACUGAUAUAUCAUUUCUUUCCUCUGUCAAUUGAUAUUAUUGAACCUGAAACCUCUAUGGUCCCUGGUGAAGCUCCAAUUAUAGUUCAAUACAAGAAGAAUGAAAACGCAAUCAUAGAACUUUUUGGGAGAUGUGACAACAACUCGAGCAGAAAUGCCAUUAGUUUUGGUGCGGAGCAGGUAAUUUUGGUCAGAGAUGAAACAUCACGACAAAGCAUAAAGGACAUUGUUGGAAAGCAAGCCCUUAUCUUAACCAUACUUGAGUGCAAAGACUUGGAGUUUCAGGAUGUGCUGCUGUAUAACUUUUUUGGAUCUUCCCCGUUGAGAAAGCAGUGGAGGCUUAUAUAUAAAUAUAUGGAUGAGCAAGAUCUGUUUGACUCCACGUCUCCACAGUUUCAUCUUUUCAACGAUAGCAAAGAUAGGAUUUUGUUGGCUGAGCUAAAACAAUUACAUGUUGCCAUUGCAUGUACAAAGAAGAGAUUGUGGAUUUGUGAUACCACUGAAUUCUCCAAACCUAUGUUUGAGUAUUGGAUGAAGAAGUGCCUUGUACAAGUUCAACAACUAGAUGAUUCACUUGCUCUAUCAAUGCAAGUCUCAAGCAGUCCACAUGAGUGGAAAUCGAGGGGUGUAAAGCUAUAUUAUGCGCAUAACUAUGAAAUGGCUACAAUUUGCUUUGAAAAAUCUCAUGACACAUCUUGGGAAAUGAAGUCUAAAGCUGCUAGCCUUCAAGCUAUGGCUGACCACAUGCUUACUUCCAAUCCUGAAGUAAUAAGCUCUUUCUUAAGAAAAGCUGCCAAGAUAUUCAAAACUAUGGGGAAAUUUGAUUCUGCAAUGAGUUGUUAUAGAAAUUUAGGAGACAAUGAGGAAAUAGGUUUGAUUUAUUUGGAAAAUUUUGGUGAGUUUGAGUCUGGGUUGCAGAGAGCUGGGGAGUGCUUCUCCCUGGCAGGUGAUUAUCAGAAAGCUGCUAAUGCCUAUGCUAAAGGCAAUUUGUUCUCAGAGUGUCUAAAUGUUUGUGCCAAAGGACUCUUAUUUGACACAGGUUUGGCAUAUAUACAAUCCUGGACACUACAAGCAAAAGAAGACUCUAUUGUGAUGAGUGGUAAAGGCACAGAAAUAGAAAAAAUUGGACAAGAAUUCCUGGAGAGGUGUGCUCUACAUUAUUACAAGCUUGAAAAUAUAAAAUCUAUGAUGAGGUUUGUUGAAGCUUUUUAUUCAUUGGAUUCAAUACGUAAAUUCUUGCGGUUGUUGGGUUGUUUUGAUGAGCUUAUGUCAUUGGAAGAAAAAUUAGGAAAUUUUGUGGAAGCUGUAGACAUUGCAAGGCUCAGAGGAGAUAUACUAGUUGUGAUAGAUUUACUUGAGAAGGCUGGGAAAUUUAAGGAAGCAGCAACGCUUAUUCUUGCUUAUGUUCUUUCCAACUCACUCUGGUCAUCUGGUAAAAUAGGCUGGCCCUUAAAGUGUUUUAAACAAAAUGAUAAUCUUCUAACAAAAGCCAUAUCAUUUGCCAAGAAUGAGACGAAAGACUUCUAUGAUUUUGUUUGCACAGAAGCUGAAAUUAUUACAAAUAAGAAGAGUGACCUGGCAGUGAUGAAAAAUGAAAUGAUUUCUUCUCAAUGACACAAGAGUGUUAGAGGUGAAAUCCUAUGUGUUUGGAGAGUUGUUGAUGCUCAUCUUGAUUCAAAUCUUACAGA
Messenger RNA from Humulus lupulus (European hop), 6213 nucleotides. RefSeq lists its product as uncharacterized. The record is from RefSeq and is a predicted model, not a curated record. The transcript is spliced from 12 exons. The coding region runs from base 218 to 6139 and encodes 1973 amino acids. NCBI's taxonomy places the organism in Eukaryota, Viridiplantae, Streptophyta, Magnoliopsida, Rosales, Cannabaceae. Gene Ontology annotation, molecular function: helicase activity; protein binding.